AUGCUGUCCGGCGUGCUCAUCUUCAACCAGAAGGGCGAAAACCUCAUUUAUCGCGCCUUUCGCAAUGACUGCCGGCCCCGUCUGGCAGACGUAUUCCGCAUCCAGGUCAUUUCCAACGCGCAGGUUCGCUCACCCAUUCUAACACUGGGAUCGACGACAUUCAGCCAUGUUAAACAUGAGAAUAUAUACCUGGUUGCGGUGACGAGGAGCAAUGCGAAUGCGGCGCUGGUGUUUGAGUUUCUGUAUCGGCUAGUGUUGUUGGGGAGGGGAUAUUUUGGGAAGUUUGAUGAGGAGGCCGUGAAGAAUAAUUUUGUGCUUGUUUAUGAGCUGUUAGACGAAAUACUUGACUUUGGAUACCCUCAGAACACCGAAACGGAUACUCUUAAAAUGUACAUCACGACGGAAGGUGUCAAAUCAUCCAUUGCAAACUCGCCCUCAGAUUCUAGUAAAAUUACAAUGCAGGCUACGGGUGCCCUCUCGUGGCGGCGAUCAGAUAUCAAAUACAGGAAGAACGAGGCAUUUGUCGAUGUUAUUGAGGAUGUCAACUUGCUCAUGUCGGCUACCGGAACAGUCCUACGUGCCGACGUGAAUGGCCAGAUAGUUAUGCGAGCGUAUCUCUCGGGUAUGCCUGAGUGUAAAUUUGGCUUGAAUGACAGGCUGCUCUUGGAUAACAAUGACGCCGCCGGACGAUCGGAUGGAAGAACGAGAGCCACACGGGCAGCAGCAGGUAGUGUUACUCUGGAGGACUGCCAGUUCCACCAGUGCGUGAAGCUUGGGCGUUUCGACGCUGAUCGCAUUAUUUCCUUCGUUCCCCCAGACGGAGAAUUUGAACUUAUGCGCUACCGGGCAACGGAAAACGUCAAUCUGCCAUUCAAAAUCCAUCCGAUCGUGCGUGAGAUCGGCACUACAAAGGUCGAAUACAGCAUUGCCAUAAAGGCCAACUAUGGCUCGAAGCUAUUCGCGACUAACGUCAUCGUUCGCAUUCCCACUCCUCUGAACACGGCCAAGAUCACGGAACGGACCAGUCAGGGACGCGCGAAGUAUGAGCCGGAGCAAAAUAAUAUCGUCUGGAAGAUCGCGCGAUUUUCAGGCCAGAGUGAGUACGUGCUCACCGCGGAGGCGAUGCUGACAAGCAUGACGCAGCAGAAGGCAUGGAGUCGGCCGCCGCUGAGUCUUGAGUUUAGUCUGCUUAUGUUCACGAGCAGCGGGCUGCUGGUGAGGUAUCUCAAAGUCUUCGAAAAAAAUAAUUACAGUAGUGUUAAAUGGGUUAGGUACAUGACCAGGGCAGGGAGUUAUGAGAUCCGAUUUUAAAAUGAGUCUUCUACCUGUUCCAGUCUACCAACUGAUGUUGGAUAUGUUCGUACUCUUCCCUCCAUGUGUUGCAUCCCGCAUUGUGCAUACAACCAUACGCAUACCAUAUAUGUGUAUAUAUAUAUACUUUGAAAUCAUUUGUGCUCUGUUUCACCGUGUUCAGAGUGCUCCCUGACCGUUAUUUUUGUUACAACCGUUUUGAUGCCAGGCGUUGUUAGGAGCGUAUUGCCAUAUCUUCUUUCUUGUGACUGCCUUCUCUUCUACUUUCCUGAUGCCAUUUUUCUGGGUUAAUUAGAGCAUGCUGUACAAUUGCGAUUCCAUAUUAAUUACUCCGCCGCCAUGGUUCCAAUAUUUUAAAUAUCAAUGAGCAUUUUCACCC
This is a messenger RNA of Histoplasma capsulatum G186AR, 1690 nucleotides long. RefSeq names its product AP-2 complex subunit mu-1. Gene Ontology annotation, cellular component: AP-2 adaptor complex; cytoplasmic vesicle. The coding region runs from base 1 to 1311 and encodes 436 amino acids. The transcript is spliced from 3 exons. Gene Ontology annotation, biological process: intracellular protein transport; clathrin-dependent endocytosis. Gene Ontology annotation, molecular function: clathrin-cargo adaptor activity. NCBI's taxonomy places the organism in Eukaryota, Fungi, Ascomycota, Eurotiomycetes, Onygenales, Ajellomycetaceae. The record is from RefSeq and is a predicted model, not a curated record.